AUGUUGCUUUUGGGAAGAUUUGAGGUUAGGUUCUUGGAAGUUCAAGUGGCUGAGCUCGAGGGCGGCGCACACUCGGAUGAAACGAACAGCGGAGGUGACAACAGUAACGCCGGAAGCGUGUCGGGCGGCACAGAUGACGAUCAGGCGCGUCUCCGUUUGAAAAGGAAGCUUCAAAGAAACCGCACGAGCUUCAGCAACGAGCAGAUCGAUGCUCUGGAGAAGGAGUUCGAGAGGACGCAUUAUCCGGAUGUGUUCGCCAGGGAACGACUGGCCGGGAAGAUCGGCCUACCGGAAGCUCGAAUACAGGUCUGGUUUUCGAAUCGGCGGGCGAAGUGGCGGCGCGAAGAGAAGUUGCGCACGCAACGGAGGGACAACCCGCAACACCAACAGCAGCCGCAGCAACAGCAGCAGCAGCCCUCGCAGCAGCAGCAGCAGCACAGCGCCGGGGUCACCCUGGUCGGCACCGGUCAUCCCACGCCGCCCCCGACCUCCGGUAUAUUGGGCGGCCAACCGCCCCCGCAGGCCCCGCCCUCUCCGCCCAGGAUACAUCAUGGUUUCGCGCCCACCGCCGUUUAUCCCGGAAUACCCAGCAUGCCUGAUUCGUACAGCCAGCAGAACCAGCACACAAGCAGCAUGUCGUCGCUGUCCACCGGAAGCGGAAUGGGCCCUAUGGGCAUGACCGUGGGCAUGACGGUGGGCCCAAGUCCCGGCGCCUGCCUGCAGCAGCGGGACAACGGCUACUCGUGCGGCGUGGCGCGGCCCGCCAGCUACGAGCCCCUACAUCUUGGGUACGGCGCGAGGCCCACCUGCAGUCCCACGCAGCCCUACCACACGGCGGGCCUGAACCAGUACAAUCAGAACACCAGCUCGACCGGUCUCAUAUCGCCCGGCGUGAGCGUGCCGAUCGCGGUGCCAGGACAGCCGGCACCAGACAUGGCGGCGCAGUACUGGUCGCCGCGGCUACAGUGACCGUGGUGGUCAUCGGUGUCGACAUCCUCUCCGUAGACCUCGAGCUUCUUUGACUUACGUUAGCUUCCAAAGCGUUGAACACAAGAGAACACUAGGAGAAGAUCCUCGAAAUCGAUGAAAGGCAGUCCCCGCGGACAUUCAGGACAGUCCGUGCCACCGAUGCUCGCCGAUUGCCUUCGAGCCGAACGGUGACACCGCGCGACCACAGGAGACCCAAGCGAAGACGACGCCGGCGAGGUUAGGGCGCCCAGGACAGCUAAAUCGUUUCUUUCAUCAGCGAAACGGCGUGUACGAGUGAUACAGAGCGUUUAGAAAUUACCUUCCUAGUUUUCCUUGUUUUCCUCGAUCCCCGAGCCACUCAGCUUCAACGACGGAGACCGUAGAGGUUAGGUGACCACUAGACUCGUGCACGCUGGGAACGAAGAGUAGACUUCGUAGGCUGGUGUCAUGACGGGAGGACCCGCGGCUACCUUAGUAGUGUAAUGAUCAGUACUUACCGCUUGAUGACCUCCAUUGCGUUUCUAGUUGCGAUUGUAAUUUACCCGGGCGUAGCUGUCCGGGACGGAGAUAGUUCUCAGGAUUCGAUUCGGGACGCUAAGAUGGCCGCGCGGUGGUCCAUGACGACGCCGCGCGGACCGGGUGAGGUUAUGUUGUGUUCUUAGCGGAAUUUCUUUGAUUCGGUGAUAAGUAAGUAAACAGUAUCGGCGCGUUUCUAAUUUCGAGGUUAGGGAGGCUACCGACGCGGACGUCUAGUGAUAAGACAGUUCUGUUGACGCGAAGUGGGAAGAUUGUAGAUUGGACGUAUAGUGCUCGCUUAAAUUUUACUGGUAAGGGUCGUUGGAGUAAAAUUUACGCGAGCGGUACAAAUAUGGGAAGAUGUUCAAUUGAUUUGAGCAGAAUGUGAGGAAGGGAAUCGAUAGUGCGUGCGAAGGCAAUUUCGAAUGAAGUCAUUUUGAGGUUAUGUUCUUGAAUGUGGUGCAGGUGAAUUACUGAGAUUGCGCUGGUUAAAACGAGUCCAAACACGAUGGGAAUUGCACUAGUUUCGCUGACUUAGUGUAAUUAACGAAAUUAAGGUUAGUUUUCAUGAAAUGGAUGAAACUUGACCGAUUUACGUCGUGUUUGGACUCAUUUUAAUCAGGAAAAUGUCAGGAAUCCAUCGGUAUUACAUUUGAGAAGGUAAGAUUAAUCACGUAGUGAAGAAAAUUUCAAUCGCAAGGUUUUAACCUCAUCUUAUCAAAUAUAGUACCAAUGAAUUACUGAGAUUGCGCUGAUUAAAAAGAAUCCAAACACGACAGGAAUCGGACUACGUUUAUUAAGUUAAUUUAAUUAACGAAAUUAAAGGCUCGUUUCCAUGAAAUCGAAAAACUAAUCCGAUUCCUAUCGUGUUUGGACUCAUUUUAAUCAGCACAAUCUCAGCGAUCCAUUGGCACCACAAUUGAGAAAGUACGGCUAAAAUUACUGCAAUUGAAAUUUUCUUCGUUUGUUCAUUAUACUCAUUUUCUCCUACUGAGAUCACGUUACACCGAGCUCGAGUGAGUAGUGGGAUGAAAGUCCGUUGUAAAAUUUAUCCGAGCAGGUUUCCGUAAAAUUUAAGCGAGCGUGUUGUUUUCAACCAAUCCGUUAAACGUAAUUCCACGCAUCGGAGUGUUCUCGUGGUAAAAUAAGGGACAGCCGUACGAACACGAUCGAAAUGUUUAUUUCGAAUGUGCCCAUUCUCUUCUGAACGUUACUGCGAGCUGUUGCUUUCAUCCGUCGCCUUUCCUUUCGCGAUCCUCGCUUAUUGUGCUCCGUAACGCCAAGGAAAAAGCGACCCUCUCGUUUCACUUGUUUCAGCUAACGAUAUAAGGUUAAACGAAAAUUCAUAUCCCGGAUGGAAAUCGGACGACAGCGGUCGACAGGCGUGAACGUCGAUGGGAUUCGUCGAAGGGAACGACACAGGAAUUGUACAACUCUCGAUUAGCGGAAUAAUUUGAGCGUGCGCGGCGAAAGCGAUGGAACGGUACCAACGGGAACCGAUUAGCAAUGGCGUGCGUGCGUGCGUGCGUGGCAGAGUUUUUAACGGCAGUUCGUAGAUGUAACCUCUAGGCCAAUAAAAAGAACGUAAAAUAGGUUUUAAGUCGGUAUUAUUUAUAUUCGUGUAAGGGGCGCAAGCGAGACAAGAGUAAUUGAACGUUUAUUGUGUGUACAUCGUAAUGAUAUCGACAUUUAUAUAUAGUUGAUUCUAAUCCCAAGUAUCCGAUAAAGCAAACUCGAUUUCAUCAUUUAUAUCCGGUGCAAAACGAUCGAUCAGCAGAAAAACGCGACACCAGGUAUGUUAACCGUACGAUUAUGCAUUCGAAAUAAAUAGUGUGUGCAUUUAAGUAAAAUCUUGUUCCGUCACUUACCUCCGAAUCGACCCCCGUCCUCUCCCAGGCGAGAAAGAAAAUUAUAAAUGGAGAAAUUAGUUGUAAUUGUGUAAAUGAAGAAAAUUUCAAUUGCAAUCAUUGUAAUUGUAGCUUCUCAAAUGUGGGACCAACGGAUUGCUGAGAUUCUGCAGAUUAAAAUGAGUCCAAACACGGCGGCAAUCGGACUAGUUUUUCGAUUUCAUGGAAACGAGCCUUUAAUUUCGAAAAUUACAUGCAAUUCCUAAAACUAGUCCGAUUUAUAUCGUGUUUGGGCUCGUUUUAAUCAGCUCGAUCUCAACAAUCCAUUAACACUGCAUUUAAGAAGGUAAGGUUAAAAUGACUGCAACUGAAAUUUUCUUCACGACAUGUUUAACUUGAUCUUCUAAAUUAUAGUACCGAUGGAAUGUUGAGAUUCUUCUAAUUGAAAUGAGUCCAAACACGACCUAAAUCGAACUAGUUUUUUCGAUUUCAGGCUGUACUUGAGUCAACGGAAGCAAAUAGCUCCCUCCUGUUUUUUCUGCUCGAUUAAAUUUCACUGCUGGGACCUCAAGUUGUUAAAUUUAAACGAGCAUUACUGUAUUACUACCUAGGUAACACUAUAAAAAUUUUCUUUCGAGCGAAAAUUAUAA
Molecule: messenger RNA, 3982 nt
Organism: Nomia melanderi (Alkali bee)
Lineage: Eukaryota; Metazoa; Arthropoda; Insecta; Hymenoptera; Halictidae
Source: RefSeq, a predicted model, not a curated record